CCCAACGACCGCCCCGUUCCCAACGUGUCCUCCGCCGCCGCCGCUCUCGACGCGCUCAAGUUUCCUCCUCAACGACCAUCGUAACGAUCUCACGAGAACUCACAGCGCGAAUGCCAGUCCCUCUCACACAAGGUCCCGAAGAGAACUGGGACGACGACUUCGAGUUCAACCAGCGCAACUCGCGCGGCGAUGGUGCCCUACCUGACGGCGCACGCGCAGAGCCCACGACACCGCUCUCCAAGGACCGCAAAAACACGCUGAAGCGUUGGACCGAGGCGGGCCCUUCCACGCCGUCCAAGCGGUCGUCCGAGCAGCACGAGAACUGGGACGACGACUUCCGCGACAGCACAGACUCGCCGGCGCGUGGGCGGCCGCGCGUGCAGCACGCCGCGACGGACGAGCACGAGAAUUGGGACGAGGACUUUGCCGACGGCGGCCGCUCGCCCAAGGGCAAGGCGAGGUGGGGAUCGUCAGACGACGAGGAGGACGACUACGGGUUCGCUGCGUCGGAGGAGGACAGGACGGUUACGUCCAAGACGCGCGGUGUGCCCCUGCAUUUCGGUGAAGUCCCUCCAGUUCCUCCCCUGCCCUCGUCCCUCCCGCACUCGCCGACGCCAUCGGUGUUCUCCAUGCCGGUCUCGUCCAAUGGCCAUCGCGACUCUAUGGCGUAUUCAACGGCAUCGCACACCCAUCUGCUCUCGACGGGCAACUCGGCGCUUGCGCUCCUCCCUCCAAGCCCGCCCAUUCACCGCGAGCGGAGACGUCUGCGCAAGAAGUCAAGACCCCCGCCAAAUGGGGCCCCAGGCGUGUACGAGCUGGAGGAGCUCCCUGACGACCUCGGCCAAGCACUGACACAGGCGCCCACGACGCCCGAGAAGCGUGCCAGUCUCUCGCUCGAGGACCUACCCCCCGAAGUCCCGCCGCCCAUCACCCCCGGUCCCUCUGCCGGCUCAAGCAAGACCCCGCUGCUUUCGCGCAUCGGCUCGGUCGGCAAGAAGUGGGGAGCGGGUCGCAAGAAACGCGCGAGUACGGGGCCGACGGAGGUCGCGCUGCAGGAGCACCACUCUGAGAGGGCGCGGGAGCCCGAGCGCGGGCGAGAGCAGGUCUCGCGUCCGCAGUCCGUCGCGGGAUCCAUCCCCUCGUCACCACCAGCCACGUCGCAAUCGAAGGGGAGCUGGUUUUUUCGCGGUGGCGGCGGCGGUGGGCCGGGGCCUCCGCCUCCCGCUCCGGUGACGCUCGAGCACAAGACUAGUGUAGACCGCCUGCUGGCCAUGGCGGGCAUCGAGCGCACUCCACCGACGUCGCCGCGUAAGGGCAAAACGCACUCGAAGGACCUCAAUACCGACAACACGGGCUCGAUCAGGCUUACGGAUGGCAGCACUGUGUCUUCGUCGGCUCUCUUUUUCGGGACGCCGAAGCGGAAACCGUCCCGACCCAUGUCAGUACAGGCGCCGCAGCUGCAGCCCUCGAGCUCGCAGGGGUCGAGCUCUGGGUCAAGCUGGGCGAGCUCACGUCCGCCUGUUCCGCGGCACGCAUCGUACGGGCACGACCUCGGCAGGAGGCCAGCGACGCCGAGCAGUCGCGCGAGCUCCAAGCAACGUUCAGCAUCCGCGAGCGUGGCAUCAGCCAGUGUGGAAGAUGUGAGUAGGAGCGAUCGCAGCAUGACCGUUCGCGAGGGCCGGCGGGACCGAGGCCCACAUCGACGGCGUGUCACAGACUCACAGGGCCCAUCGGAAACCGAGUCAGCCGAACAGGAGUCGAUCAAGACGAAGGAGGGCAGUCGAAGCUUCAUGGGCGGGAUGCGGCGCAUCAGCCUCGGCGCGACGAGCAAGCACAAGCGCACACCCAGCAAGGUGCCCGAGCAGCAGACGCGCAAGUCGUCCGGUGCUGCGACUAUUCGCGCCGAGAAGGAGCCGGCGGAGGACACGACACCUCGGCCGCCGUCGAGGGUGAUUCGUACGUCGCAGGAUGCGCCUCUCCUCCCGCCCAUCGAGCUCCAACCUCCAUCACCCCCACGCGACGCCAGGCGUGACCACUUAGACUUGAGCAAGCUCUUCAAGCCACACCCAACACUCGAGCCGUCCCGCUCUCAUCCAGCGCUCUCGUCAUCCCGCUCGGCGACCCCUCUGGCAUCUCGUCCCUCGGCAGAGGUCGUACCUUCGAUGUCGCCCAUCCCAUCACCACUGCCGUCGCCCACGAAAUCGAAGCUUGCGUCGUCUCCGGGGCAGGUAGCGUCGUUAGGUAGGGCAACGCAACCUCCGAAGGAAGUGGAGAAUGUCGGGAGUGGAUCCGUCCCGAGAAGGAAUUCGUUGGGCGAUCUGAAGAUCCCUGCGAGGAUCAGUCAGGCACAGGUCGGACUGCGUAGGGAUCUCGGGAUGGUACGGGAAUUUGCAGCCAGCAUUGAGCAAUUGAAGCAGCUGCAACAGACGUACCAUUCGCUUGUCGGCGAAAUCCAGUCCGUUAUGUACGGCGAGCAACCUCCUGGCGCACCGUCUCGGGCUCUCACACCCACCCUGUUCGGCUUGCCAAAGCCAUCCUCAAGAGUACGCUCGAACACCAAUCCGGCCCCUUCGCCCGUCCCGCAGUCACCUCACGAGCUCAUUAUCGUGUUCCACUCCGUCGAAAGCAAGUACCAGAUAUCGUGGGAGUGCGCAGAGUUACUUAUUGAGCUGGGGAGCGGUGCACCUCCACACCCUUCGUCCGCACCGACGCCUGACCCAGCGUCUACUUCAGCACCCGCUAUCUUGCCUGACGGUCGAAAAAGCCGUGAACGGGCUGUCACUCUCGCAGGUGAUGAACCCAAGCCUAUCAUAAUUGCACCUGGGACGGUGAGCUCUCCCCCACUUGCGAGUCCGCCGAAUACAGCGCAAUGGCGUGCGUCGACCGGGAGACACGACCUUAGUUCUCGGCAGCUGCUUUUGCUCCGUGACAUGCUCAAUAACACCGACAGCUCCGCGACGAUGGAUUCACGUCUACCUAUUCCGGAAGAGGACUGGAGCUCGGCGCAAGUGAACCGUACGUGGCACUGGGGUGAUCCCAUGAGUAGCACUGUCACGCUUCCUAGCGAGGACAGCACUCAGGUGAGCGGCUUGGGCGCGUCUGCAGCAGCCGCUGCCGCCAAGAAGCAGAAGCGGAGGAGCAGCAAGUUAGGCAUGCGCGGGAUUCGAGACAUGCUAAAGAGUUUGAAGAAGAGCUACGCCGAGAACCCCCCGACAUCGCUGUCACCUAUUCCUCCGUCCACGACGUCUGUCUCUGCUAGCACUGGGAGCUCGAUCAACAACAUGGGCACGGAAUCCUGGCACCAGAGUCUGGUACAAAGGAGACGUGCCAAGACGAGUACAGGUCCCGAGUCGAUGAAAUCCACGCGAGAACGUGAUCGUCACCCGAACUCGCCCUACGCAACGUCCAUGUCCCUCCACCGAUCAUCUCCUCGCCGUCCCUCCCUAGCGUCGAUCUUCCGUAUCGGCCAGAAGAACAAGUCUCACGCAGGCAGCAACGAACAGUCGUCUGAUGACCUGCGCUCGUCGAACCCGAGCUCCGCCACGUCAGGCGGGGCUAGCGGGCUGACGGAGGAAGACGGCGAGGAGGAUUGGGAUCAGGUCGAGUCCGCGUUUGAUUUGGAGCGGGCAGCACGCAUGCUGGAAAAAUCAACAGCAACAGAUACGACAGGUACUGCCACUGUCCGUGGACGCCUGAGGAAAGACAAAGGCAAGUCACCGUACCUCACCCAGCGACAUCCCCACGAUCGAGACCGCCACGGCCGCCCUAUCACACCGCGCUCUCCCGAAGCUUCGCAAUCGUCGGUGUGGAGUAAUGAACCGUCACCACAUUCUACCUCAGCCCUUCCUCCGUCGUCUAUCCUUGGCUCACCGACCUCGCGCCUCAAACAAUUGACCAGCAGCCGAAAAGCUCGCCCACCUUCCCGAGGCACCGAACGUACUACUGGGCCCAGCCCGAGCCCAAGUAGUCGACGACAGUCCAGCGGGUCGCGACAGCGUGUCCCUAAGGGUGGUCAGACCGGAAGUGUGCGCUCCGCGCCGCCGCAAGUAGUCACAGAUCCGGAAGCUGGCUCGGGCUUGGCAGAACUGGGUGACUCAAAAUUGGCGAUGACGCCAGAGAACAUCCGGCCGCUGCUCGAGAAUGCACGGGAAGUGCAUGCGCGAUGCAGCGAGUGCAUCGUCGAGCUGAGAUCGCUACUCGCAACGAGUGUCCAACUCGUCGGAUCCGCGCCGUCCUCGGCACCGUCCAGAGCGACGUCGCCCUUAGGCCCUCAUCCCUGACGUACGCGUCUGCUCAUACCACUUCUUAUUUCACGUACUUAUUCUCUUACAUUGGACAUUCGUUCUGAUACACCCUGCAUCGUGCAUUGGUAUCCUUCCUCUGCGAAUCAUCGCCCUUCUGUUUCUCCUCAUCGUCGUUAUUACCUCUGCUCUCGCAACGCUAUCCUGCUGCUCAGCGCAUUCACGGUACAUCAUGUAGAGUCACGCGCAUUUAUGUGUCAUAUAACGACUGCAUCUUCACGUAUAUCAUGCUUUUUACGCCGGACAUGUGCCUGUCCAGCGAGAUGGAG
Molecule: messenger RNA, 4570 nt
Organism: Rhodofomes roseus
Lineage: Eukaryota; Fungi; Basidiomycota; Agaricomycetes; Polyporales; Fomitopsidaceae
Exons: 3
Coding region: 111-4280 (1389 amino acids)
Biological process (GO): regulation of mitotic cytokinesis
Molecular function (GO): GTPase activator activity
Source: RefSeq, a predicted model, not a curated record